AUUAGGCUUCUCCUCCCUGAAGCCACUCUCUCUCUUCCCCCAUUUUUCCGAGGUCGUUGACACACCUCGUUUCCAAGCCCUAAUAUAUCGCUUUGUCGGGAAAUUAUUGUGAUUUAAGAGCGUAAAUUAAACAGAAAAAUGCAGCAUCAGAGGCUGAAGCAGCAGCAGCAGCAAGCUUUGAUGCAGCAAGCUCUUCUUCAGCAGCAGUCUCUCUAUCAUCCUGGCCUCUUAGCUCCUCCCCAGAUUGAGCCAAUCCCUAGUGGAAAUCUACCUCCUGGUUUUGAUGCAAGUACUUGCCGCAGUGUAUAUGUUGGAAACAUCCAUGCACAAGUAACAGAACCACUUCUUCAAGAGGUUUUUGGUAGUAUUGGUCUCGUUGAAGGGUGUAAGCUUGUGAGGAAGGAGAAGUCAUCCUAUGGAUUUGUCCACUACUUUGAUCGAAGAUCAGCUGCCCUUGCUAUUUUGUCACUCAAUGGGAGGCAUUUGUUUGGGCAGCCUAUCAAAGUUAACUGGGCAUAUGCUAGCAGUCAGAGGGAAGACACAUCAGGUCAUUUCAACAUUUUUGUUGGUGAUCUUAGCCCUGAGGUCACUGAUGCUAUGUUGUUUGCAUGCUUUUCUGUUUACUCCAGUUGCUCAGAUGCUAGGGUUAUGUGGGAUCAGAAGACUGGGCGAUCAAGAGGGUUUGGGUUUGUUUCCUUCCGAAACCAGCAGGAAGCUCAAAGUGCAAUCAAUGACUUAACUGGUAAGUGGCUUGGGAGUAGACAGAUACGUUGUAACUGGGCAACCAAAGGUGCUGGCGUGAAUGAAGAUAAACAGGGCUCAGAUACCAAAAGCGUGGUAGAACUAACAAAUUGCUCAUCUGAAGAUGGUAAAGAGUCUGUAAAUAAUGAGGCUCCCGAGAACAAUCCUCAAUUUACUACUGUAUAUGUGGGUAAUCUUGCUCCAGAGGUCACUCAACUUGAUCUACACCACCAUUUUCAUUCUCUAGGUGCUGGGGUGAUAGAGGAGGUCCGAAUUCAGCGGGAUAAAGGAUUUGGUUUUGUGAGGUAUAAUACUCAUGCUGAGGCAGCUCUGGCUAUUCAGAUGGGCAAUACUCGGUCUUUUCUUUGUGGCAGACAAAUAAAGUGCUCUUGGGGGAACAAACCCACACCACCAGGAACAGCUUCAAAUCCACUUCCACUACCGGCAAUUGCUUCCACUCCUGGCCUUUCAGCAACUGAUCUUUUGGCUUAUGAACGGCAACUAGCAAUAACCAAGAUGGGCGGUGUCCAUGCAGCACUCAUGCACCCUCAGGGGCAUCAUCCCCUGAAGCAGGCGCCCAUGGGAAUCGGUGCAGCCGCAGCUAGCCAGGCUUUAUAUGAUGGCGGCUUCCAGAAUAUCGCUGCCCAGCAACUCAUGUACUACCAGUAGUAAAUAUGGCUUAUCGUUUGUUUGAUGAAACCUAUCUAUGUUGACUGCCUUCUGCUGAGAUUAUUUGAGUCUUCGGUGUGCGGUCUAUCUCUGAGUCUCGGUCAGAUUCUUCUUUUGCACCUUCCGCGCACCAUAUAUAUGGGAAGUAUGUUUGUCACACCUUUUUUCUUCUUCUUUUGUGUGUUAGUAGGGGUUAGUGGCUAUGAAUAUUAGAGGGAGUUGGUUGAUCAACCAGAAAGUAAUCUGUUACUGUGUUUUCUUCUUGUAUUACCGAAUUAUUACAGGGUAAUAUUAUGUAUGAUGAACAACAGCCCCAGCCCCUAAAAGAGAGGAGCCAGUAAAGAAAGCAGAGACCAUACUGCAACAGUUCGUUCUUUUUCUGGAAGUGGGGUGGGGGUGUUUAGGGUUUAGGCUCUUCAUGAUUACUAUAGAGCUCAAAAUAAAUUAAUGAUUGAUUUUACUUGGAUGAUA
Molecule: messenger RNA, 1881 nt
Organism: Momordica charantia (bitter melon)
Lineage: Eukaryota; Viridiplantae; Streptophyta; Magnoliopsida; Cucurbitales; Cucurbitaceae
Product: oligouridylate-binding protein 1C
Cellular component (GO): cytosol
Molecular function (GO): mRNA binding
Source: RefSeq, a predicted model, not a curated record